GCCUUCAUCCCGGCGGCAGCGUUUCAGACACCGACGACCCUCGUCCAUACGGUGGAAUCUGUCAAACUAGAACACCAGUUUCUUCGCGUGCCUCUUGAGCACUUAAAGAAGACGAUAAGAGCCAACCAUCGUUUUGCGGAGAAGGAGGUGGCUGCCGUUCUUUCGGGGGUCGCUGAUGCUGUUGACCGCGAUGAUAUUUCGAGGGAGGAGGCUGUUAGCCAUCUCACAUCACUCGUUUCCAGGCUUCAAGGCCUCAAGCGUAAGCUGGAGGAUGGUUUUGCGUCUGAGGAUUUGCAGGCGCAGAGGUGCCGUGCAAGACUGGAGCACUUGGAGGGGAUUGAUGCGGAUAGUUUAGAUGAGUGGAGCAGUACUAGGUUGAAGCGUGUGCUUGUGGAUUAUAUGCUGCGCAUGUCGUACUAUGAGUCUGCUAAAAUGCUUGCGGAGAGUAGCAAUAUAGAGGAUCUUGUUGAUAUUGAUGUUUUCAUCGAGGCCAAGCGGGUGAUAAUUUCUCUCCAAAACAAGGAAGUAGGACCUGCAUUAAUGUGGUGCGCGGAGAACAAAUCUAGAUUGAAGAAAUUCAAGAGCAGGUUUGAAUUUCUGUUGAGGCAUCAGGAGUUUAUAGAACUUGUAAGGCUUGAUGAAAGCUUGAAAGCAAUUGCCUACGCACGGAAGUUUCUCGCACCCUGGGCGGCUACCCAUAUGAAAGAACUGCAACGGGCUAUGGCCACUUUGGCUUUCAGAAGUAAUACUGAAUGUGCAACUUACAGUGUUUUGUUUGAAGCAAAGCAAUGGAACAAUCUCGUUGAGCAAUUUAAGCAGGAAUUUUAUAAAUUGUUUGGCAUGACCGUUGAGCCAUUGCUGAACAUAUAUCUGCAGGCAGGCUUGUCUGCUCUAAAGACCCCAUUCUGCUACGAGGAAGGCUGCCCUAAGGAAGACCCGCUCUCGCAGGAUAGCUUCCGAAAACUUGCGGAACCGCUGCCAUUCUCAAAGCAACACCAUUCUAAACUUGUCUGCUACAUAACUAGAGAAGUCAUGGAUUCGGAGAACCCGCCCCUCGUACUGCCAAAUGGCUAUGUCUACAGCACAAAGGCGCUUGAAGAAAUGGCGAAGAAGAACAAUGGCAGCAUUACAUGCCCGAGGACCGGCUAUGUGUGCAGUUACACUGAGCUUGUGAAGGCUUACAUAUCUUAAAAGGGGUUGAUACUCGCUCAUCUUCCGUUCAGGAGGAUUGAUUGCUGUACAGAACAUGCGAUGUAAGAAUAGUUUAUGGCCCUCUGCCUCUUUGAUUUCUGUUGCAGCUUACGUAAAAUGUUGGGUUGAUUUAAUGUUUUAAUGAUAAAAUGCCACUGAAUUUAGCUGCC
Messenger RNA from Phalaenopsis equestris, 1361 nucleotides. RefSeq names its product macrophage erythroblast attacher. NCBI's taxonomy places the organism in Eukaryota, Viridiplantae, Streptophyta, Magnoliopsida, Asparagales, Orchidaceae. The annotation marks the transcript as partial. The transcript has 7 exons. Gene Ontology annotation, biological process: proteasome-mediated ubiquitin-dependent protein catabolic process. The record is from RefSeq and is a predicted model, not a curated record. Gene Ontology annotation, molecular function: ubiquitin protein ligase activity; protein binding. Gene Ontology annotation, cellular component: nucleus; cytoplasm; GID complex.